This is a messenger RNA of Mya arenaria, 2755 nucleotides long. RefSeq lists its product as uncharacterized. NCBI's taxonomy places the organism in Eukaryota, Metazoa, Mollusca, Bivalvia, Myida, Myidae. The record is from RefSeq and is a predicted model, not a curated record. Bases 226 to 1953 code for a protein of 575 amino acids. Gene Ontology annotation, biological process: positive regulation of DNA-templated transcription. Gene Ontology annotation, cellular component: chromatin; nucleoplasm. Gene Ontology annotation, molecular function: ubiquitin-protein transferase activity; zinc ion binding. The transcript has 2 exons.
ACUAACUGACAAUAUGUUGUACAUGUAUACAUAUUUCGGGUGAUUUUACUGCACAACCAUUUGUGUUGAUCAUGGCUUACAAAUAUGGACAUUUUAAACGUGUUCUACGAAUUUCAAUAUGAAGUGAUAUGUUAACGUAGACAUCUCAAGAAAUCAGAGUUAUCCCGAUUCCAAGCUGACCACACCUCCAAUAGCCCAUAUUAACUGUCACCGAAGCUAUCGAAAAUGGAGAUAGCAGGUCAACAAGAUUCAGAUGCUGAAGUACCCGGUAGAUGCAAAGACUCUGAUGAAGUAUUAACAUUAUUUUGCCAGCCCUGUAACGAUGAAGGGGAAAUACACAAAGCGGGCGGUUUCUGUCUCCAGUGUCACCAAUUCUUAUGCAAAACAUGCGUAAGGUGUCACAGACGAAACAAAAUGACAAAAGCCCAUGAGAUCCUUGACGAGCACAAUAUGCCUUCAUCGAUGGAAAUGGCCACUGAACCUGACACUGAGUGUUAUGAAUUUUGCGAGGACCAUCCAACAGAACGUAUUAAGUAUUACUGUGCAUUGCACAAUGAAUUCGGAUGCGGUGACUGCAUGAUACCAUACCAUAGUAAUUGCAAACCGAGGCAUAUUGCGGAAGUUUCAAAUGACUUUCUCAAUGGACAAGAAUAUACAGAUUUAAAACAGGAAAUAAACAAUAUGGACUCUCAUUGUUCGAACAUGGGUGAGCUCAUGACGAAAAGCGUUCAUACUAAUGAAAACGACAUUUUGGAGGCCAUGAAAAAAUUGCAAAUGUUUAAAGCUGAAACAAUUUCACACUUUGAGGCAGAAGAACAAAGGUUGACAUCUGAACUUGAAUCGUUGAAAACCGAGUCUAGAUCAGCAAUACAAGUAACAUCAAAACAGAUACAUGACGUCAAGAGGCUUUUAUUAGAUAUGAUUGAUAAAUUAGAUUCUGAUAAGCAUAGCCCAUAUCAGAUUUUCAAAGCUUCGAAGCAAAUGCAAGGAGAAAUUUCAAAUGCAAAAUCGAUUAAAGACAACAUUGCCAAAGUGGUUAAACAAUGCCAAAAGAGAAUUGCAUUUCAUCCAAAUUCCAUUCUUGAUGAUUUUACAUCCAGCAAGCAGCCCCUAGGAGAAGUGGUACAAACCAAUUUAGGCGUAGCUUUGGAAGGAUGCACUUAUGUAAAAUCUAACUACAUUAACAUUCGUUCUUCCAAAGACUCAAAGACAUGUAGAAUAACCGGAUGUGUACAAAUUUCGGACGACAAAGCGUUGGUAGUUGACGGAUAUAACGAAGCAUUAAAACUCGUGGAUAUUUUACAGCGAAGAAUUAUUUCUGAUGUACAGGUUAACAGUACUGCGUGGGGUAUUGCUGCAUUGCCAAACAAAGAGGUCGCGGUUACCUGUGAUAAAACGAUAGAUAUUGUGUCUUAUAAGCAGGAUAGACUUGCGACCAUCCGUAGCAUACAUGUAUCAGCAAAAGGCAGAUGCAUGGGCAUUGACUAUCGGAACAAACAAUUGGUCGUUUCCUAUAUUUACCCACCAGGAUUAGAAAUCAUGGACAUGACCGGGAAUGUUAUACGUCACAUGUUGGAUACCGACAUUAGAGCCAUUUCCGUCCGGAUUCCUCAGUAUGUUAUCUUUAGCAAACGAUUGGAAGGCAUAAUUCUUUCAGACCAUCGUGGAAAUACAGUCACAGCUCUAGAUCUCCACUUUAAACCAUUGUGGACAUAUUCAGACAUCGAUUUAAAAGGGCCGGAAAGUCUUCUGAUAACACCAGAUGGAAAUGUCCUUGUUUGUUGUCACUACAGCGAUAACAUUCAUCUCAUUUCCAACAAAGGCAAGAAAAAUAAAGUUAUUUUAAGGAAGGAAGAUGGAAUUAACAAGCCGUAUGCAGCUGCUGUAAAUGGACGUACCUUGUUGGUGACAGGGUAUGGAAACGAGUUAAUGUUAUACAAGAUCACAAAUUAAGAUCAAUUGAAACCGUGUUAUGUAUUAACGUACAGAGACAGGUCCAAAGAUAGCAGCAUACAAUUGCGUUAUCAAUGUCAUAGUACAAACAACCUGCCGUAGAAGUCAAGGGAAAAUCAGCAGAGUUUAAGUUUUGAUAACAAGUGUCUUUUGCAGAAAAACGCCAUCCACCAUCAGAUCACUUAGAUGUUCUUCGAGAAAUAAUGAACUGUGAGUCAAUGCUAGGUAUUUCAUACCGAAAAUGUGCUUGUUGAAAUACAUGUGUCUCAUUUGUUAACUGCAGAAAUGAAGUUUACUUUCUAAAGUGAAAUUGCAUUAAAAUUGAUUCCUUCAAUUUAAUUGAAGAGAGAGUUGUAUUAUAUAGACUACUCAAACACUACAAUAGACAAAUAGUUAAAUCUCAUUACUUUCCUUUAAUCAUAAACUUUUUUGCAUGUAUUGUUUGUUAUAAACUGAUGUUGUAAACUUUUAUAGCACUUGUUAUCGGACUUUACGCAGUAAACAUGUAACCAAAACCUUGUGUUUCCGUACGUCUCAUGCGCAUCUCAAGGAAUACAACGCAUAUUAAACAUGUAAAUUGAAGCCUAGUGCAAGAUUGAUUAUUGAACGUGAUUUUCGAUUUCGAUCUAUAUGAGUUUCAUAGAACGAUAACGUGUUUUAACAGAACACGUUUUGUAUCUUAUUGUCAUUUUCUCAUAACCUUACUUGUACAUUGUAGAUGGAACUUUCGAAAUAUACUGUUAUAUAUGACAUGUACUGUAUGAUGUAGUUUGAACGCAUAUAUAAAUAUAAAAACAUACAA